Molecule: messenger RNA, 2575 nt
Organism: Pseudoliparis swirei
Lineage: Eukaryota; Metazoa; Chordata; Actinopteri; Perciformes; Liparidae
Gene: dazap1
Product: DAZ associated protein 1
Exons: 12
Coding region: 752-1855 (367 amino acids)
Cellular component (GO): cytoplasm
Molecular function (GO): RNA binding
Source: RefSeq, a predicted model, not a curated record
AGCUUUAUUUAUUAUGGAGAUGGUCAUUUUGACAGCUAGCAUUAUCUGUCGAGCUAAGCUAGCCGUAGUAACUCGGCUAUCCGGAGGAAAAAGAUGGGAAAACAAAGUGAAAGUGCCCGUGAAAGUAGCUCGGUUGUUACGGUGUAAUACACCGUGUUUACCCGGAGAACUGUCGCUCGUCCGGGGGCACGCGUUGGGACGCGCAGCGGCGUAGUGCAGCGUUGUGUCCAGCUAGCCUCCGGAGCUAACGCGGCUAACGAUUGCCAGCGAAGCGAAAGUCUCCUCGACUCGUCCGUCGCGAGGACGUUUAGCGGACACCGCCGGAGGAGGACGGAGAGCCCGCUCCACGCCGACGGGGUUCAGCGGUGGUUCUGCGUGGUUUUAAUGGACUCGUCGUCUGGUUCUGGAUCUUAGUGCCGCUUUAAACUGUCGUUAAACUUCCAGCGGUGCAGCCCCGGGCAUCCUGGAGCUCUGCGGUCCGGGUGCGUGGAGCCGAGCAGCCGCUCGGUGUCCUCUGGCUGGGGGCUGCUCGGUGUCCUCUGGCUCGGUGCUGCUCGGUGUCCUCUGGCUCGGUGCUGCUCGGUGUGCUCAGAGGUGAAGAGGCGGCGACGAGGAGCCCGCCGCAGCCCCUCAACCCGGUCCUUCAGCCGGGUCUGGGAAGCUUUUUGUGGGAGGAUUGGACUGGAGUACCACACAAGAGACGCUUAGAAACUACUUCUCGCAGUACGGAGAAGUGGUAGAUUGCGUCAUCAUGAAGGACAAAACCACAAAUCAGUCGCGAGGCUUCGGCUUCGUCAAAUUCAAAGACCCCAAUUGUGUCCGGACGGUGCUGGAGACGAAGCCGCACAAUCUAGAUGGAAGAAACAUCGACCCGAAGCCGUGCACUCCCAGAGGAAUGCAACCGGAAAAGUCUCGAACCAAGGAGGGCUGGAAGGGCAGCAAAGCCGAUAGCAAUAAAUCAAAGAAGAUAUUUGUAGGUGGAAUCCCCCAUAACUGCGGCGAGCCUGAACUCAGGGACUAUUUCAAUAGAUUCGGAGUGGUCACCGAGGUGGUAAUGAUCUAUGAUGCGGAGAAGCAGAGGCCCCGAGGUUUUGGAUUUAUUACUUUCGAGGCCGAACAAUCAGUGGACCAGGCUGUCAACAUGCAUUUUCACGACAUCAUGGGCAAAAAAGUGGAAGUGAAGAAGGCGGAGCCUCGUGACAGCAAGGCCCCGGGCCAGCUGGGCCCCGGCCAAUGGGCUCCGAGGGGCAUCCUGAGUGCAGCUAACGGCUGGACGGCUCAGCCGGCUCAGGGCUGGCAGCAGCCCUACGGGGCGCAGGGCGUGUGGGUGUCGACUACGGGCCAGCCAAUAGAUCUGUUCUGUAUUGGAGCAGGCGGGUAUGGACCUCAGCUGACAGCCAGCCGCGGGACCCCCACGCAGCCUCCGUCACCUUUCAACGCAUUCCUGGUCACGACCCCCGCGGGGGCAUUCGCUGCCCCCCAGGGCUACGCUCAGCAGGGCUACAGCACGGCGCCGCAGUACGGUUACAGUUUCGGCGCCCCCCAAGUGGACCAGUACGCUCCACAGGUUCCUCCACCGCCCGCCGCUCCAGGAUCUGCACCUCUGGGUUUUGCACCCGCCACCACACCAACUCAGGACAUGAGCAAAGCUCCCACUGGGCAGCCCGACUUCCCUUAUAGCCAGUAUGGGUACGGACAGGAACUGACGGCCUUCAGUCACGGCUUCGCGGACCCCGGCCAGCCGACGGUGGCGUACGGGGCGGCGCAGCCCGGCGGCGUCCCCCAGUCCGUCGUCACGGCGUUCGGCCGAGGCCAGAACCACAACGUGCAGAGCUUCCAUCCAUAUCGACGCUGACCCCCCCCCCCCCCCCUCCAAUCUCCCAUCUCCCCUUCCCCGCUGGGCAGGGUCGCUGUGUAAAGUUAAAAAAAGAAGAAGAACAAAGACGUCAGGGAAAUGUGUGUUCUCGCAAAAAAAAAAGAAGCAAAACUGGAGUUCUGGAUGGUUCUGUUGAACGCACAGUUUGUGGAAGCAGGAUUUCCAGUAAAUUCAAAAGGGGUCUAAAGAAACCCCGUUUUUUGUUUUUUUGCAUAACUUAAUGAUCAUUCAGCAGAAAGAAGCUUUUAUCCCCCGACCCCACUCCCCGUGUUUUAUAGUAGAACUAAACUACUUUGCAAUAAUUUUGAUUGUCUGGUCAAACACUAGCACAGAGACUAUAUGUAAAGAGACUUGCAUAUAAAUAUGUAUAUUUAUGGUGGACACAAAUGAAAAACAGGGUCUCAAGUUUCCUCAGCUUUAAAUUCUAGGGAAAAAUGUUUUUAAUUUUCAUUUGGUGGAUUUUGUUUACUUUCUGAGCCUUUAACGUUUGUUUAAAAUGGAGAUUAUUAUAUAUAUUAUACACAAACUGUGCAAUUUUUUAAAAAGAGAAUUUUGUUCUAUAAAUGUACACUUUGCUUGUUUUUUUAUUUAAAGAUGUAGACUUCCCUCAGGUGGCUUUUUUGGGUGCAUUUUUUGCACUUACGCAAAAAGUUUAAAAAAUGGACAAAUUAUUCCAAAAAUAAAUGUUUUAAGAAUAGA